Molecule: messenger RNA, 948 nt
Organism: Aureobasidium melanogenum CBS 110374
Lineage: Eukaryota; Fungi; Ascomycota; Dothideomycetes; Dothideales; Saccotheciaceae
Exons: 3
Coding region: 1-948 (315 amino acids)
Source: RefSeq, a predicted model, not a curated record
AUGGUCCUUAUCGAGCGCAUUGAACUCGACAGACGAGUCACACAAGCACAUCGAGAUGCCAGAUACCAACGCUUGCAACGCGCACGCAGGGGCGCUGGCAGAGUGAACGUCCUCCUUGAUGAGGCCACCAGAGAACGCGAGAAGCAGGCCAAUCUGACUAUCGACAAGAAAGACAGGUUCAGAAGACUCCCGCUCGUUGGUGAGAUCAUCGGCUGCACCAAUGAGAAUGCGCCGCACCUCCCUGGCGACAUCGUCUAUUUGCUCUGCGACAACAACGAGAAUUACACCUACCGCGACCGCAGAUCUGUCAUUAUAUCUGAUGUCGCAAUCAGCUUCAAAGAGUCAUUCUACUUCGCCCAAGAAAGAGAGAAAGUCCACCGAAAGCGUGAGCAGUCCAAUGCACUCUCUUACCUUGAACAGCGCGAGAUCAUCUCGACUGCCGAGGCCGUCAUAGUAGCUCGCCAUAAAGGAGCUUGGAGGGUCGCUCUGCCAAACGAGUUCCGCCCAGCCGCUGCUGUCAAUAUCUUGGACAACUUCAAUGCAACAUACGAGAUCGACAUCUCGCAUGAAGUGGUGGGCCAUGCCUGCGCCUCCUACGGCGCAUACAACAACCGUUUCCCUCCUGAGUUCAGGGCUGCCAACCUCCUAGAUUUCUUCAUCUGCGAUACCACAUUCAACGUUUUGGCAGGCGCAUUAGCUGACGAUGCAGACAAUGUCGCCAGGUUCGACCAGCACAUCAUUCAGUUCGCCGACCUCGCUCUUCUCCAGCAACUGAGCCCCAUCGCGGCAAAGGAUACUCUACCAGAUCACCAGAGAAGAGUCGAGCAGGAUGAUAUCGUCAGGGUACUUGAUCGCCUUGGCUACAAUGUCCGAGAAGAAUUAAACCUGGGUUUCGCCACUCAGCCCAACAAUCCGCUGCCUUCGGACUUCAAUCACAUGGACGAAUAG